Molecule: messenger RNA, 2064 nt
Organism: Diaporthe amygdali
Lineage: Eukaryota; Fungi; Ascomycota; Sordariomycetes; Diaporthales; Diaporthaceae
Product: succinate dehydrogenase flavoprotein subunit
Exons: 7
Coding region: 1-2064 (687 amino acids)
Biological process (GO): tricarboxylic acid cycle; mitochondrial electron transport, succinate to ubiquinone
Molecular function (GO): electron transfer activity; succinate dehydrogenase (quinone) activity; flavin adenine dinucleotide binding
Source: RefSeq, a predicted model, not a curated record
AUGGCCAUGAGGAGGCUUCUCUCAACGCCGGCUGUGUCUCGCCUGGCGAGAAACCAAUCGAGGACAUUCUCUUCCACGCCAGUAGCUGCCAAAAUAUUUGCGAACCGACCUCUGCGAGCCAAAGAGGCCUCACCUUUCCUCAGCACCAAAUACCCAGUGAUCGACCACGAGUACGAUGCCGUCGUUGUCGGUGCCGGUGGCUCCGGUCUGCGAGCAGCCUUCGGUCUCGCUGAGGCAGGCUUCAACACCGCCUGUAUAUCCAAGCUCUUCCCAACGAGAAGUCACACUGUCGCCGCACAAGGUGGUAUCAACGCAGCCUUAGGAAACAUGCACGAGGACGACUGGAGGUGGCACAUGUACGACACCGUCAAGGGUUCAGAUUGGCUCGGAGACCAGGACGCUAUUCACUACAUGACACGAGAGGCACCAGCUUCCAUUAUCGAACUCGAAAACUACGGCUGCCCUUUCUCGCGAACCGAGGAUGGAAAGAUUUACCAACGUGCCUUUGGUGGCCAGUCUCAGAAGUACGGCAAGGGUGGACAGGCGUACCGGUGCUGUGCUGCCGCUGAUCGAACCGGCCACGCUCUGCUGCACACUCUGUACGGCCAGUCUUUGCGACACAACACCAACUACUUCAUCGAAUACUUUGUCGUCGACCUGAUCAUGGAGGAUGGUGAGUGCCGAGGUGUCCUGGCCUACAACCAGGAGGACGGCACUCUGCACCGAUUCCUCGCAAACAACACGGUUCUGGCAACUGGUGGUUACGGACGAGCAUACUUCAGCUGCACUUCCGCGCACACGUGUACCGGUGACGGUAUGGCCAUGGUCGCUCGUGCCGGUCUGCCAAACCAAGAUCUCGAAUUCGUACAAUUCCACCCGACCGGUAUCUACGGUGCUGGUUGCCUGAUCACUGAGGGUGCUCGUGGUGAGGGUGGCUACUUGCUGAACGGUCAGGGCGAGCGUUUCAUGGAGCGUUAUGCGCCUACCGCCAAGGAUCUUGCCUCUCGCGACGUUGUCUCCCGAUCCAUGACCAUGGAAAUUCGCGACGGUCGAGGUGUCGGUCCUGACAAGGACCACAUCUACCUCCAGCUUAGCCACCUGCCCCCAGAGGUCCUCCAUGAGCGUCUGCCCGGUAUCUCCGAGACAGCCAGCAUUUUCUCCGGCGUCGACGUCACGAAGCAACCAAUUCCUGUGCUGCCUACUGUCCACUACAACAUGGGCGGUAUCCCGACUCGCUACACUGGAGAAGUGCUCACUGUCGAUGAGAGUGGCAACGACAAGGUUGUCCCCGGUCUGUUCGCCUGCGGUGAAGCUGCUUGUGUGUCCGUCCACGGUGCCAAUCGCUUGGGAGCCAAUUCUCUUCUGGAUCUGGUUGUCUUCGGUCGUGCUGUCUCGCACACUAUCCGCGAUAACUUCACGCCUGGCACUAAGCAUAAGCCUCUCAGCGCUGAUGCUGGUGCCGAGUCGAUCGAGACGCUCGACCAGGUUAGGACAUCGGAUGGACCAAAGAGCACGGCUGAGAUUCGUCUAGCCAUGCAGAAGACCAUGCAAACAGACGUCAGUGUCUUCAGGACACAGGAAUCGUUGGAUGAAGGUGUUGCCAAGAUCACUGAGGUUGACGGGAUGUUCAAGGAUGUUGGCAUCAAGGACCGCAGCAUGAUCUGGAACUCGGACCUUGUGGAGACUCUGGAGCUGAGGAACCUUCUGACUUGCGCAACUCAAACCGCUACCUCUGCGGCCAACCGAAAGGAAUCUCGUGGUGCUCACGCCCGUGAGGACUACCCCGACCGUGAUGAUGUCAACUGGAUGAAGCACACCCUGUCUUUCCAGAAGCAGCCCCACGGCAAGGUCGAUCUGUCAUACCGAAAGGUCAUUGGCCACACGCUUGACGAGGCCGAGUGCAAGGCUGUUCCGCCAUUCAAGCAAGUGAUGCUCUACUGUGUACAGACGUCCUCCCACAACCGCGCCCUCGUUAGGAACUCGCACAGCGCACACGCCGAUAUUGUUUUCGCAGUGAGUCCUUCAACGCGAAAACUAGUCAAUGGCUUCGGCGUCGAAACGUAG